AUGGAACAAUGGAGACAUCCUCAGAUGCCACGUGUCACCAAGGGCCGUGGUGGCGGUCCAUUUGCUGACUCGGGCUGCCCAAUGAAAGCUACGUUCCUCACUCCUCGCAACGAUUUUAUUCUGAACCGACGAUACGACUGUCGUCUCCACGAAUCAUGGCCGUGGAUUGUGGAUGCGAGGGCCAGUCGCGGCCGUCGAAUUGUUCGAUGGUGGGGUAGGAUCGACUUUUUAAAAAGCAACGUGAAGGUCUUUGUUAUAAGCAGUUGGCAGAGGAGAGGGUGA
This is a messenger RNA of Prunus armeniaca (apricot), 282 nucleotides long. Lineage: Eukaryota; Viridiplantae; Streptophyta; Magnoliopsida; Rosales; Rosaceae. The record is from the annotation of a GenBank genome assembly.